This is a messenger RNA of Petromyzon marinus (sea lamprey), 2067 nucleotides long. RefSeq lists its product as uncharacterized. The record is from RefSeq and is a predicted model, not a curated record. Gene Ontology annotation, biological process: protein ubiquitination; Notch signaling pathway. Lineage: Eukaryota; Metazoa; Chordata; Hyperoartia; Petromyzontiformes; Petromyzontidae.
AGCCGCAACGAGGGAUAGGGCUUCAGGAGUUCGUGAAGUUUUGCUGCUCCUCCUCCGCUGAAGACGCGUAGUCUACAGUGGGGAUUGCUAUGUGGUUUGAUUUGUGUGUCCACAGUGGCAUUAUUGCUGUGGCUUUGUCUUAAAUGUUCUGUUCAUGAAGGAGAUGCCUACAUCGGCCUGCUGGUGUUGUCGUGAGAUUGUUAUUGUUACACCAGUGUCUUCGAGGAACGUCAAAGCCAGGAGGUGCGAUUUCUGACAGUAAAUUAUCUCAAUCGGAAUGCGAAGUGUCUUCCGUUGUAAGCAAGAGCCAACACGAACGCCGUGCGUCCUGUUUAACAAAACUACAAUUGCCAGCAUGUGGACUGAUACCGUACAUCUAUAUAGCUCAUUGGAUUCAUCCAGUAUACAUACUGUAGCGUAAUAAAAACAAGUGUCUGAUUAAGCCGAUGGAUGGAAUGUGGAAGCCAAAGGAUGGAACGCUGCUACGGUGGACGACCACCGCGGAGAAGGAGCGAUGAGAUGAGCUCGUGGCAUCAGGGGAAAUUGGGUAGGUGAUGGUGACUUAGAUUCAGCAGCUGAUAGAGCAUGGCUGAUGAUGAGGAAAACUAAAGUUUUUGUACGUGGCUGGGCAGCCACUAAAGAAUGGUGGUAGGAAGUAGUGUCACGUCAUUGCUCAGAAACCCCCGCUCUGUGGCCCUGUAAGUUUCAUUUUGCCCCUUCUGGCCCGAGUUCGCCGCGCUUCUGACACUGCUUGAUGCAUCUUCACGUCUCAGAGGCUUGUUAUUCCAUUGCGUCAAGGUGCGCACACAAUUUGAAGACAAGACUUAUUAUUGUAUCUGAAUCGCAUCGUUUUUACAUUUCAGGAUGGCAGCAGGUUUCAGUCUGUCUAGCCACUUGAUUGAACAUUUAGAUAGAGAUAUUGUGGAAUUCAUGUUCGAGAAGAUGGAUGAGGCUUUUGAUCAUCUGAAUAAGAAGCACGGUGUCACGUUUAAAAUUAGUGAUGGCAUACUUAAUUCACUGUGCAACAUUACUCUGGAGCCCUUCGAUAAAGUGGCGAACCAAGUAUUCGUGGCACUGUAUGAAAAAGCGCUUCUUAAGCUGCAGGCAGCACAUAUUUCUUGGAGUAGCAUUAAUCUGCCUAAGGGACACCAUUUGCUGUAUCAAGCUGACGCAUUCAUUAAACAAACAUUUCCUCAUGUUUACCAAAUUAAAGAUGACAUGGGUGUCCGCUUUGUUGGCAAAGGAAAUCUUCCAAAAUUAGCCGUGGAAGAGUUCCGAAAGAUUGUGCAUUCCCAACAGGUACACAGUCAUUCACUGAAAAGAUCGCAGCGUAGAGGUGAUGACAAUGGCCGGAAGAGUUUAAACUCUGUAGCAAGCAGUAAAGACGAAAGAGAAAGGAACAAAACCAAAGAAGCCAAUGAGGAACAGGAAUCCAGAAGUGAAAAUGAGAGGGGAGACGAGUGUCCCAUCUGUUUAACACAUUUUAAAGAAAAGCAUAUAUUGCCAAAAUGCAGACAUGCCUUUUGCCGCAGUUGCAUAGAUAUGGCUGUUAGGGUUCGGCCUGCUUGCCCUAUGUGCAACGAGCCAUAUGGAAAUACUUUAGGCAACCAACCCAUAAAUGCAACCAUGACUGUCAACAAAACAUCAGACCGCCUUCCAGGCUAUCGAACCUGUGGGAGGAUUGAAAUAAGUUACACAAUUCCACAUGGAGUUCAAGGGCCCGAGCACCCGCAGCCAGGAAAGGCUUAUCGUGGCAUGUCACAGACUGCAUAUCUGCCAGACAAUCAGGAAGGAAACCACGUACUGCUCCUGUUGCAAAAAGCCUUCAAACAGAGGCUCACCUUCACUGUAGGUGUAUCACGUAGCACUGGCGUCGACAACUUCGUCACUUGGAAUGGCAUCGAACACAAGACCAGCAUUUACGGUGGACCUUUCAUCUAUGGCUAUCCUGACCCAGAUUACCUGAAGCGUGUCCAAGAUGACCUGAAGGAUAAGGGUAUUGUGUGACCAACGUCGUGAAUAAGUGGUCAUCACAAAUCAAAUGAAGAUGAGGUUGAUGAAGAAUGG